UAUAUUUUUAUUUCCAUUUCAAUAUUAGAAUUAUGGUUGAGUUUUUUUAAAAUUAUGUAUGUAACCUUUUAAUUUAGUUAUAUACAAUAACUGUAGAUCUCUUAUUUAUAUCAUGUAAGCAAACUUUUAUUUUGUUUGUAGUAAUAACAUCAAUACUAUUAAAACAUAAGCACUUUUUAUCUACUUACAAAUAGUUUAGAUUUGACUAUUACAUUUCUUUAAUUUUUUAUUAUUUCUCCUACAACAAAAUUAUUUAUUAUUUAAUAUAUACCAUAUCUAAUCUAUUAUUUUAAUAUUUUCAAAAUAAUAUAUUUAAAAAUAUAUAUAUUCUUAAAUAUAUUUUUCUAAGAUUGCAUUUUAAUAAUAUAUUUUUAAUAUCUUUUUAUAUAAAUGUACACAUACAUUUAUUUUUAAUAUUUACUUUUAAAUAAUAAAAUUACAGAUUAAUAAUAACUAUAGUUACAAACAAAUAUUAAAUCAUUUCUGAUUUAUUGAAUAAGAAAUAACAUUUUUAUGAUAUUUAUAUAUACAUAAUUUAUAUUCAUAAUUAAACUACUAGGACAAUUAAUAAAUAUAAAGUAGCUUAAUCUAUUUAUUACUAUUUUAUAAAUUAUAAAAUUAAAUAAUAACAUAUAUUCAUGAAUUUUAAAAUAUACUUUAAAUUAUUAAAACAAAAUAUUAAAGUAAUAUAUAUAAACUAAUAAAUAAUUUUAUACUUUAAUACACAUAUUUAAAUUAGAAUAUUAAAUUUAAUUCAAUAGAUUUAUCAAGUAUAAGACGGGUUGAAUGACAUAUAAUUAAUUUAUAUAAUAAAAAAAAUUGACCAGUAUAAAAAUUAAAAAUAAAAGGUACUGUAAUUUAAAGUUUGAAAAUAUAAGUAAAAUUAAUACGGGACGGGUUAUGUAAAUGAAUUAUCUUAUAAAAUUAUAUUCAUGUAAAUUUUAAAUAAUUAUCUAUUUUGUAAGGACAAAUGUUUUAUAAAAAUACAUAUGUACAAAAUUUCUAAUUUUCAGUAAAUAAAUUUUUGAAUAAAAAUUAAUCUCGCGCUUUUAAAACGCGGAUCAAAAUCUAGUAUACUUAUUAACAUUUACCAACUAAACUAAUGGAGAUUUUAGUCAAAAAUAGUUGAAAUAUUACAUAUUAUUUUCAGGGCUGGAAGCACAUGCUACCCCAACUUCUAACCAGGGCCGACACUGCUUACAUCGUGAUGAAAAUCUUGUAUAGGUUUAUUCUCUAUUAAUCUAUUUAUUGUUGUAAAUCAUUUCUCUAGGAUUCGAAUCCAAAAUCUUUUAAUUUAAAAACAUUAAUGACUUCUUAGCUACUGGAGUAAAAAGACUUCCACUAAAUAUAGGUUGCGGAUACUGAAACUAGAAAUGUUCCACGUAUUUUGGUUCUCCCGUGUGAUUGAGGUCAUCUGAUUGAGAGACUGGUUAGAUACCAACUGUUAUCUUUGGAACAGUCAAUGAACUUGAUCGAUUUUUUUCUUAAUCUGAGUAGGAACAAGCUAAGAUGGAAGAUAUUUCUAAAAACAUGAACGUUCAAGUAGAAGAGUUGUGGAAGAGAGUUGAAGAGUUCACCAGGCUUCACUAUACCUCAUAAAAUCAAUGCCAUAAGCUCUGUUUUUUUUUUUCAUUUUAAAAUUAAUGCUUUCUUGAGUUUAGAGUUUUUUUUUUUUUGUAACAGAGUUUAGAGUAUUUUGAUUUGUUACAUCAUAUUCUAAAUGGAUUUGGCAUUUGUAAUAGCUUGGAUAUGUUGUUUUCUUUCUUAAUCAAACCGACCCUCUUUUUGGUCCUUUAGAUUGAAAAAUUCGUGAAUCACUUUGUCGAAAUGUACUCAGUUUUAGUGUUUGUUGGGUAUUUUAUGCCUUUUCUAUGUGAAAUUAUUAUGCUUAUAAUUAAACAGAUACUAUUUGCAGAGAAUUCUUUGCUUGUGAACGCCUCUUCUCAACUUUUCAGUAUUUGUUAUACAAUAAAUAUAUUGGAAAGUAAUAUUCCUGAUAUUAAAAAUCAUAAAACAAAUCUUGUGCUAUCAAUUUCUUGAACAUUUUAUUACUCUUGAAGGCACCUUCGAUUCCUUAAUGAGAUCUAGAUUAUUCUUUGCUCUUUUGAUUAGGUUAUCUUGUAACUAAAUAAAACCUAACCUCUCUUGUCUCAGCCUCCAAAGUCCCCAUUACUGAUCAUUAUAGUAAAAAAGAGUGUGACAAUCAAUAUAUUUAUGUAUAAUAUAGGUUUCUACUUAUGGUGAUGUUAUGAUCUGGAGUUUUUCUUCUCUUUACAUUUAUAUUUUCUAUUACCAACAUCUUGAAAAUGAGAAAUCAAUUUUGGAUUUUUCUAUUUUCUCUGGUUCUACUAAACUUCAUAUCCCAAGUACGAUGUAAAGCUACAAGACCGGUAACUAUGAUCCGACCAGAGUCACCGAUUCGGCCUGAAGGUAAUACGACGUUCUUGGAUGGAACAACAUGGUGUGUGGCUCGACCAAGUGCGUCUCAGGCUGAGCUACAGAGAGCUCUUGAUUGGGCAUGUGGUAUUGGGAGAGUUGAUUGCUCAGUCAUCGAGAAACAUGGUGACUGUUACGAGCCGGAUACGAUAUGGUCGCACGCAUCCUUUGCGUUUAAUGCGUAUUAUCAAACCAAUGGGAACAAUCGCAUCGCUUGUUACUUCGGUGGAACAGCUACACUCACCAAGAUAAACCCGAGCUACGGAACGUGCUCCUAUGAUGUAUCCAAAUCGGAAGUCUCCUCCGCAAGAUCUCUAGCAGAGUACAAGCCACGGUGGAUGUGGCUGAUGUGCAUAGGACUUUUAUUGUUUUUAUAUCGGCGAAGCUAACAUCUUCACCGAAAAAAAAGCCAAUAUUGGUCAAAUAUAUCAGUUGUGCCAGAAUAUUUUUCCUAAGAGAAAAGGUUGCAAAGAUUUUGUGGUUUUCUAGCAGUUAAGCUUUAUGUUUAGUUCUUCGCUUUCCUCUUGGGUUUAGAAUCUUACAAAACCCUUUUAUAUUCCUUCCUUAUUGUUACGAAAGGUUUAUUUUCAUGUUCCUUUAAUAAUAAUAUCAUAAAUAGCUUUAUAUAAA
This is a messenger RNA of Brassica rapa (field mustard), 3066 nucleotides long. Its product is annotated as glucan endo-1,3-beta-glucosidase 12. The record is from RefSeq and is a predicted model, not a curated record. NCBI's taxonomy places the organism in Eukaryota, Viridiplantae, Streptophyta, Magnoliopsida, Brassicales, Brassicaceae.